Molecule: messenger RNA, 3135 nt
Organism: Dendronephthya gigantea
Lineage: Eukaryota; Metazoa; Cnidaria; Anthozoa; Malacalcyonacea; Nephtheidae
Product: E3 ubiquitin-protein ligase UHRF1-like
Exons: 23
Coding region: 139-2421 (760 amino acids)
Biological process (GO): negative regulation of gene expression via chromosomal CpG island methylation; protein ubiquitination
Molecular function (GO): protein binding; ubiquitin protein ligase activity
Source: RefSeq, a predicted model, not a curated record
UUUACGCAUGUGGUUAGUGGUUAAUAGUUAAGUGCACGAUUGGUAUCAUCAAUUCACCAUCCUGAAUCUUUCUCUGUGGUUUCGCUUUUAUACAAAUUUUCGCCUCAAGGAAUAUCGUCUCUACGAAGGGCCUUCACAAUGUGGAUUCAAAUACGAACCAUGGAUGGUAAACGAUCUGCCCAGGUAGACAACCUCAGCAAACUAACAAGGAUUGAUGACCUGAAGAAACGGCUUGUACCGUUGUUUGAUGUAGAACCCGUGAAGCAACGUCUGUUUUACCGAGGAAAACAGUUGGAGGAUGGACAUACAAUAUUUGAUUACGAUGUUGGUCUCAAUGAUAUAAUUCAGUUAAUGGUCCGUGUUGAUCUGCCUGAGUUACAAGCUAAUACCUCGUACAAUUUACCUUGCACAUCAAGUUCUUCUAGCUGUGAUGAGGAAGGACUAAAUGAAAACAGCGAUGUAUCAGAUGAAAAUAAAAAUGAUGUUGUUCAGAGUCAAGAUAACAGCAGUAACCAUGAUCUAAAGGGAUUGUAUAAGGUGAAUGAUAUGGUGGAUGCAAAAGAUUGUGACAUGGGAGCUUGGUUUGAAGCUAAAGUUGUGGGACUCUCAGUUGAUCAAAGUUCUAACCCACCAUCCAUUCUUUAUCAUGUUAUAUAUGAUGGAUAUGAAGAAGAUGAACACACUAAACUACAUGAAAAUAACAUCAGACCCAGAGCCAGUUUAAAGUUAUCAUGGGAGGAUUUAAAUGUUGGUCAGGUCGUGAUGGCAAACUAUAACACGGACGAACCAAAAGAACGAGGUUUCUGGUAUGACGUUGAAAUAACCCGCAAAGAGGAAUCGUCAACACGCAAAAGCAAAAAACUCUUUGCGAAACUAAUACUUUGCCAGGAAAAUGAUAACGAAGUAGCUCAGGAAUGCAAACUGUUGUUCAUAGAUGAGAUAUUCAAGAUUCCGAGUAUUAAAGAUGGGGCUGAAUGCUCUCAAGAUGGAACUUCGAUUGUAAAACGCCAAAACAAACCAGACUGCAGCCAGUGCAAGGAUGAUCCAUUGAAGCUAUGCAAACUAUGUGCAUGCUGUAAGUGUGGUGGCAAAGACGAACCUGAUAAGCAGAUCUUGUGCGAUGAAUGUGACAUGGCGUACCAUAUCCAGUGUUUAAAACCACCUCUCUUGACUGUUCCUGACGAUGAUGAAUGGUAUUGUCCCUCGUGUAAAAAUGACGCGUCAGAGGUGAUCAAAGCUGGUGAGAAGCUACGAGCAAACAAAAAGAAACAGAAAAUGGCGUCCGCAAACUCCAACACCGAGCGCGAUUGGGGUCGAGGAAUGGCAUGUGUUGGAAGGACGAAACAGUGCACAGUUGUACCGUCAAAUCAUUUUGGUGCAAUACCAGGAAUACCCGUCGGCUCUUCGUGGUUAUUCAGAAUUGGUGCAAGUGAAGCCGGAGUCCACAGACCUCAUGUCAGCGGUAUUCAUGGACGUGAUACGGAGGGGGCCUUCUCUAUCGUCUUGGCUGGUGGUUACGAAGACGACUUGGAUAGGGGCGAAGAAUUUCUUUACACCGGUAGCGGUGGUCGAGACUUAUCUGGAAACAAACGCACUGCUGAACAAACGUGUGAUCAAAUUUUGACGAGGAUGAAUAAAGCUCUAGCUAGGAAUUGCGCUGCGCCCUUGUCAGAGAAGGGAAAAGUUACAGCGAAAGACUGGAAAGCGGGAAAACCUGUCAGAGUGAUCCGCAGCAGUAAAUUCAGACGACAUUCGACUUAUGCUCCGGAACAAGGCAACAGAUACGAUGGUUUAUAUAAGGUAGUCGAAUACUGGUCUGAGAAGGGUCAGUCUGGAUAUCUUGUAAGGCGUUAUUUGCUUCGCCGUGACGACGAGGAGCCAGCUCCUUGGACACCAGAAGGAAAAGCAAGAUCUGAAGAACUAGGCUUGACCAUGCAGUAUCCGGAGGGAUAUAAGGAAGCCCAAGAAAAGAAACGUUUAGAAAAAGAAAUGAAGUCGGCUGCCAAAAGUACCAGCAAGAAACGCAAGAGAACAGGUUCAAAUACCUCUCCGCAACAUUCCCCAGCAAAGAAGAAAGCUUACACCAUAGCAAAUGAUAAGUUGGCUCUCAUCAAGGCCGAUACGCAAAAUCAAAAAAUUUGGAAAGAUAUUUUGGCAUCAAAUGACUCAAUUACGGAAUUUCAUAAAAAAGUUGAAGAGGCCUUUCAAUGUAUAUGUUGUCAAGAGUUAGCUUCGAAACCAAUCACAACUGAAUGUAAACACAACACAUGCAAGGUCUGUUUAAAUCGGUCAUUCAAGGCGGGUGUAUUUACUUGCCCAAUGUGCCGUUUCGACCUUGGUAAAGACGCUAAACUUGAUGUUAACACCGCGCUGUCGAAAGCUCUUCAAGAUAUCUUCCCUGGCUAUGACAAAGGAAGAUAGUUACUGUAAACAAGACGGUCUAGAUUUAUGAAAUAGUUAGAAAGCAUGCAGUUCUGCUAUUUUUACGCUCGUCUUCAUAGUUUAGUUCAUAUUUUAGGUUUUAUUUUCACUUAACGUAGAGGGUUGUUUCCAUUAUGUUCAGAAUAUAACUGUCUUGAUAUUUGCAAACGUUUGUACUCUGAGAUAGUGAGUAAUAACUAUAACUAACAGAUAACUAUAUGAUGAUGAUAUACAGGGUGUAUAUGAAAAAUUGCAACACACUAAAUAUUCAUGAUAAUAGUUUUGUAUUCGAUCACAAAAGAUCGAAUAUCAUGAAUAUUUAAGUGUUGUGUUUUUCAAUACACCCUGUACAGGGUUGUAUAAAAACGCAACCUUAAUUAUUUCAAGGACCUACGAUAGAAGAAGCGAAUAUUUAGUGUUGCGUGUUAUUUUUAUACACCCUGUAUGAUAGAUGAGAUAUUACCACCUUUUCAUGCGUAUUUGAUAAUAUAAACGCCAUUGUCGCAUUGUUUAAAUUGCUUACUUACAAAAGGACCGGGAUUAUACGAGUUGAAUAUCUAGUGCCAAAGUUUGUUCUAGUAAAACGGUUAUGAAAAGGAUGGCCGGACUAUAUUUCUAUGGAAAUUUAGUCUUUUUAUCUUGACUAUUUAAAUCAUUACUGUAAAUAUAAGAUAGCUUAAUUUAGUUCCCUUUAGUUGACAUUUAUUUGCGUUU